Molecule: messenger RNA, 402 nt
Organism: Sphenostylis stenocarpa
Lineage: Eukaryota; Viridiplantae; Streptophyta; Magnoliopsida; Fabales; Fabaceae
Source: the annotation of a GenBank genome assembly
AUGUCGCUGUCGACGACGGGAAACUGCGGAAAAAUCCGCCGCAUCGUACGCGUGCGGCAAAUGCUUCUCCGGUGGCGGCGGAAGGCGCGGCUGGCGGCGUCGGACGUUCCGGCGGGACACGUAGCGGUGUGCGUGGGGCCCAGCCGGAAGAGGUUCGUCGUGCGCGCCACGUACCUGAACCACCCGAUCUUCAAGAUGCUUCUCGCGAAAGCAGAAGAAGAAUAUGGUUUCUGCAACCACGGUCCUCUCGCUAUUCCUUGUGACGAGUCUCUGUUCGAAGAGCUUCUCCUGGUCGUGGACCGGCCCGUACCCGGAUUAUACACACUCGACGAUUUAAGGAGACGGUGCCACGUAGAUGUGUCGAGUAGCACCUCUGAAUCGUGGCCGUUGCUUGCUUCGUGA